UGUUUUGCGUUUGAAGUACAUUGUACACGCGAGUGACGGCUGAUUUCCUCACGAGCUGUCAGAAGGACGGUCAGGGACAAGCUGUCGCAAACGUCUCCAUUGAAUUAAAGUAUUACAUGUCAAAGACGAAUUGUCAUUCUUGUAAUUGCUCGCUUAUUGACUGACGUAAAUAAUUUUCGCAAGGUUUGCCAAAAGGAUGGAGCUCGCGGUAGGAUGCUGGUAACGCAAAUGUCAAGAAGCUGCUGUUUGUAAAACGAAACAUGUUCUAGGGAUAUAAUUAUCAAGUAUUAAUUCUGUGCUGGGAAGGAGGAUUACUCGAGCACCGGCGUUCGCGCGUGGUUCUGUCUCAGCCAAGCCACGCAGUUAUGUAGUUAUGAGAAUAACCGGCACUCUGCGAGAUCCACAUCCGAAUAAAUCCGAAACCGAAAAUGGACGCUUUAGGAAUUUUGAUUGUAAUAGCGCUGAUACACUGCUUGCUGUUCUUCUUUGAUAUAUUUUUUAAGUCCUGUUCACAUUUUCCGUAUCUCUAUUUCCUGGAGAACACUGGCUUGGAAAUCCGGCUGUUCAGGCUGACGUGGUUCACGACUGCAUUCAAUCGCAAGAUAAUUAAAUGGGGAAUGAGCCGCUCCAGGUUUUGGACUGCUUGGUUCAAUGCUGGUGUUAUUAUAACCAUUGUGCUUCUGCCAAUAGUCAUCAUCAUCCUUUUAAAGAUGACGUUUAGCAUGUGGCGAGCUGGUUCCUCGAGUGAUGAUAACUUGGGAGUUAUAUUAGAACCUAUGUUACCAGGCGUGAAUGUGCCGUUCAGCGAAAUUGGUUACUACGCGAUAACGUUGGCGAUAUGUACUAUCGUUCACGAGCUGGGACACGCGCUCGCUGCAGCGAGAGAGGACGUACAGCUGUUUGGCAUAGGACUCUUCAUUUUUUUCACGAUACCUAUUGCUUACGUGGAUAUGAACAGCGAGCAAACGGCCGCAUUGCCGUUGAAAAACCAGUUGCGCAUCAUGUGCGCGGGAGUUUGGCACAACAUCAUUCUUGCUACAGUGGCAGCGGCGGUUCUCGUGUUCUCCGCGUGGCUGUGGGCGCCGCUUUAUAGUUUAGAUUCUGGAGUUUACGUAAAGACUAUUUUACCAAAUUCGCCGAUGUUAGGACCAACUGGCCUUCUGGAACGUGAUGUAAUAUACAAACUGAACAAUUGUCCCGUGAGAAAUAGUGAGGACUGGUACGAUUGCAUGCUGCACGCAGUGCAACAUUCAUCUCCUGGUUAUUGCGUUAAACAAUCAUUUAUUCAGGAUUAUGACGAGUCGGUGCCAGCUAAGCAGAAAACAAACGGUGUCGUUAAUUGCUGCACGACCGACAGUGAAACGAGUGGCAGCUUGUGCUUCGAGUAUAUCGAAGGACCGCAGGCUGCCCCACUUCAUCUGCCUCCGCAUUCUUGCCUUCCAGCAAGGGCAAUGAUUAAUCAGUCGCAAAAUUUCUGUCAAACUAGUCACGAGUGUUUGUCUCACGAUACUCAUUGCCUGAAACCUUCGUUGGACAAUGUGACGAAGAUUGUACAAAUAAAGAGGAAAGUAAAUAAGGAUGUGCUGUACAUUGGUCAUCCGGCGGAUAUCUAUAGGACAGUCGAUGUGUCGGAUUGGGUGCCAAAGUAUUCUUUCCUGCAUCCAAGAUUGCCAGAGUCACUAGCGUUAUUUUGUAAAUACAUCACGGCGUUCUCCGGGGGAUUGGCGUUUGUUAACGUUGCACCUUGCUUCUUUCUGGACGGUCAAUACAUUAUAAGCAUACUUGUACUUUAUUUAUUGAACUCGAUACCGCAUAACAAAAAUAUCAGAGAAGCCACGAUACUUACAGUAACAAGUAUAGCUACACUACUUCUUAUAAUAAACGUAAUGUAUUUACUUAUCAAUAAAUUAUUAUAAGCAAUCAUAA
This is a messenger RNA of Ooceraea biroi (clonal raider ant), 1926 nucleotides long. It is a transcript of the gene S2P, whose product is annotated as membrane-bound transcription factor site-2 protease. The record is from RefSeq and is a predicted model, not a curated record. NCBI's taxonomy places the organism in Eukaryota, Metazoa, Arthropoda, Insecta, Hymenoptera, Formicidae. Gene Ontology annotation, biological process: regulation of response to endoplasmic reticulum stress; membrane protein intracellular domain proteolysis. Gene Ontology annotation, molecular function: metalloendopeptidase activity; protein binding. Gene Ontology annotation, cellular component: membrane; cytoplasm.